Messenger RNA from Caenorhabditis angaria, 2991 nucleotides. The record is from the annotation of a GenBank genome assembly. NCBI's taxonomy places the organism in Eukaryota, Metazoa, Nematoda, Chromadorea, Rhabditida, Rhabditidae.
AUGAGCCCACACAUCAUUGCUACCGUAACUUUGGACGACAACGAGAAUUGUUCGCCCGACAUGGAAUCGCCAAAACCAAAAGGACGCAUUUUGUAUUGUCGAAAAUGCGAAGGCCACGGGGAAAAAGUGAUUUUGAAAAAUCACUCGCCACAGUGUCCAUACAUUUUGUGCAAUUGUAAAUCGUGUGAAAAGUUGAACUACAAAAGAUUGAAGUCUUUUAACAAAAGAAAUAAGGAGAAGAUUGAAUUGGCGGCUGCGUUGAAUGCAAAACGACAUGCGAAUGAAAGUAGUUCAAGUAUUGAUGACGAUGAAGGUAAGCAUUUUUGUAAUUUGUUAUUAAAGGGGGAGACGGGACGGAUACUGUAGAUUUUGUUUGUUACUUGUUUCUGACUGGAUAUUCUAGAUCUCCUUCUGUAGAUCAUUCCAUGUGGGUUUGGAAAUACUGUAAAUUUACAGCGUUUCGCAAAAAGGUAGCUUUUUGUAGGCAUUAAAAAUCCUUUUCAUUUUUUCUAGACAUGCAAUUAUAUUAUGUUUGCCUUGGAGUACUGUAGAUAAUUUGUUUUUGUUUAUUCCAUAGAUUUUUAAAAGUUCCCACAUCAAUUAGAACUGUAUUUUCAAAAAAUGUUUUGUUGUUAUUUAUUUACUUUCUUUGUCAACGAAAUUUUGUUUUCUUCUCCGAAAAAUUUCAUUCUUCGCUGAUUCUAUUUCUCUUUCUUUAUCAAUAAGUUACAGUAAUAGUCCCGUAGAUCAAUAUUUUCUACCGUAUUCCUCCAACUCCCUCAACUAAAAAACCCAAAUUCCAUCCAAUUUUCUCUUUUUUUUUUCAUUUCUCUUUUUUUCAACCAGUCAACCAAUCAACUUUUAAAGGUCGAAAACAUUUGUUUUAUCAAAGUUCACAUUGUCUCUCUUUUCUACUUUUUUUCAAUCCCCUCCAAAAAAAAAACAACGUCCCCAUAUUUUGAGAGAAAAACGAUUUCUGAUUUUUCUCCUCUCCCCAAAAAUAUUUUGUGUGUGAGUGUGUGUUGUUUUUCGAUGUGCAGAGUGCAAGAGGAGGUUGUUUUCGCAAAAAGUUCUCUGAGCCUUGCAGAAUUUUAUUCAUUCCUAAUUUUAUUUUGGAUUAGAUUCGAUCAGAAUAUUUUCAAAGAUCUCUACUUGAUAUAUUUUAUGCCAAUUAAUUUCCGUUUAUCUGAAAUAAUAAUUCUCAUAGAUCAUAAAAAGCCUAGACAGGUUCUGAUCUCAAAAAUACAAAGAACAUAGCUCCAAUGCACUUAAGCCUCUAAAAUAGCGCUAGCUCCAAAACCUCCAAGCUUGAUAGACUCAUGAUAUCUUCUCCAAGUAGUCAAACUCCCAUCAUCCCGUUCCUACAGUAAUCCUAGUAUAUUUGCAAAAAUAGUUGCCCUUAGUGUUUUCGUGCUUUCGAGUUGUUUUUAGUGCAUUUUUUGUCCGUCUUUUCUCCCAUCUCUGCCUGCCUGCCUAUUGCAUUUUUGGUCUUCCUGAUUUCAGCGCACUUUUCGUACACCCCUCUUUCUCUUUCUCUCCCCUUUCAGUUCUCCAGUUCUCAUUUCAUUUCAUUCCAUUCCAUUUUCCACCUGGCAGUCAGCCGUUCUAAUAUAUAUUUUUAUAUCUAUAAAUAGUUACAGGAUUCUCACGACGCUCUUCAUUCUCGUGCUCAAAAACUUCAUCACCAGACAUGGAGCAACAGCAACAACAACAACAACAAUCUUCUGCGAAUAAUCAAGUCACAACAGCAGCCCAAAAUUCUGAUCUUGUCUCGACCACCACUGGAAACAAUGUAAGUCGUCAAUAGCAACCAAAAUCUGCUUAUCAUCCUCAUUUUUCUCAUUUCCUGCUUCUUUUUCACAAGAAAUAUCAUUUUUUGAUCUUUGUACAAGCUCGGCAGAGUCUAGUCUUCAGUAGAAGUUAGAGUCUCCUGCUCUUGUAUAUUUUAAGGCUAUGAGUAGAUUGCAAAAUUUCAUCACAUUUUCUCAAUUUUCAGAAAAUGUUCAGUUAGCCCAACUACUUAUCCAAUCCUUUAUUUUCUAGAACCCUGGACUCGAAGGUCGAAGCAUGUCACUGGGUGCAAUGACAGUUAUGUCCUAUGACAUCUGGAAGGCAAAAAUGGCCGCAGAGCAGAAGCGAAAGGACGAAGAACGCGCCAAGAACAUCAACAUUGACGAGGAAAUUGAAGUCGUUGAACGAAAAUCGUUGUCGCCGGCGCCGAUUCGCAAGCGAGCACACACAUUUGUCGCACAAACAGUAGUGAGUUAUCGUAACCCGUAGGAUGAGUCAAAAAAAUAUUUAUGACGAUGCAAAAGUUCAAACCUUCCUCUUUCUUUAUACAAAAAAAGCAACUCCUAAUUUCAGACAAAGCGAACCGAGGACAUCCCAGCAAUCGCAACAAAAAAGCUAUCAGUCGAUGAAAAAUCGAAGGGAAAAUACAUUCUCCUCCCAACAAUCCCAGCAAUGCGUAUCUUUGUCAACGAGGAGGAAGAAGUGGAAAAGCCAACCCCAGAAAUUCUACCUUCCACCUCAAGACCAUUCCAACUUCCAAAACCAACAAUUUUGCCGCCACCACCAGCAGCACAAAUGCAGCAACAAAUCACACCGCCGCAACCAAUUAUCACUUCUCCAUUCAAACCAGUUAUCCCAACAACCAUGUCAACUGAACAAAUUAUCAGCUCGCUGACACUUCAUAACACUGUCCUUCAACAACAACAACAAAACAAUCAAAUAAUGCAAGAUCUUUUGCACAAUCUAUCAAGUCCUUCAAGCAUCCCAUCAAUUGAAGUUCUUUCAAUGCUUCGCCUUCAACAACAAGCUGCUGCUUUGGCUGCCGCUUUGACCCAAGUCCCACAAAUUCAGCAUCAACCACAACAUCAACAGAUGAACCUGACAACAUCUCCAUUGCUCCCCAAACCAAUUCCAACUACAGCAAAUCUUCUAAACACAUUCCUCCAAACUCCAGCCGCAUUGUACACUAAUUCUGUUUAA